AGCGCACGUUUCUUAAAAGUCUUAAAACUUGAACGCGCGAAAUACGCAGAGUAACCUAGAAAUCCGUGGGAUUCGACUGACUUUGCAUAAUAGCGAGCCCAACGGCCAUUUUUAUGUAAUACGAUGUAAUAAAAUGUUAUGCAACGUUCAUUUUGACCUCAUAAUUUGGCGGGUUGCGAACAGUCCGACGCCAUGAUAGCACACGGUCGCGCGCUUUCUCAUUGAUAGUUCAGUGUUCGAUUUUUGAAUUUGUGCCAGUGACAUUUAGUGCAGUGACUUUGGAUUUUAAAAAGUAAGUUUCCCGCCGCUGUUGUGGCUAGCCUGAUUGUGUUUUUUUUUCUGAGAUGCGAUUGUGAAAGUACGGCGCGGAAAUGUGCCUAUGUUUUUUAUGAAGCGUAUGUAGAAUGUGCUGAACAAUCACAAUGACGACUCUCGACACCAAUAGCAACAUCAUCAAACCACUGGACAUGAAAAUUGAGAACAGGAACGGACAGGAAAGCGCGGACAGGAACAAAACAAAACAGGAAAACAUGACAGCGGUGAAAACAGAAAACAUGAAUCUAGAAAAUCUAAUCCAACAGAAAGCCGACAGGAAUCAGGAAAUAAACGGAAACAUGGAACAGGAAAUCAGGAAUCGAGAGAUAAAUGGAAAUGUGGAACAGGAAAAUAGGAAUUUGGAGAUAAAUGUAAAUAGUAGAAAGAUAGACGAGUGUUUGGAAUGUAGGAAGGACGAGAAGAGAUUAACAGAGAUACAGAGGUUUUAUCAUGGAAAAAAUAUUAUGAUAACGGGCGCUACAGGCUUCCUGGGCAAGGUGCUCAUGGAGAAGCUUCUCCGCUCGUGUCCAGGCGUUGAGAAUAUCUACCUGCUGGUGCGGCAGAAGAGGGGGAAGGACAUUUAUACCAGGAUAGAAGAGAUUUUCGACGACCCUGUAUUUGAUAGACUGAAAGAAGACGUCCCGAAGUUCCGACACAAAGUGGUGGUUAUCCCCGGCGAUUGCGAGGCGGUGGGACUCGGUCUGUCCCUGUCUGACAGGCAAAUACUUACGGAGAAGGUGAACGUGGUUUUCCAUUCGGCGGCGACGGUGAAGUUCGACGAGCACCUGCGAGCGGCGCUCGCCACGAAUGUUCGUGCGCCGCUACACCUACUCAGGCUCGCGAGGGAUAUGAAGGACUUGAGCGUGUUCAUGCAUGUGUCUACAGCAUACUCCAACUCCCACCUAGAAGCGGUUCAGGAGCGGUUCUACCCGUGCGAAGCGAGCUGCGAUCACCUGGAGACGGUGAUAGACAAACUGACAGACGAGCAGAUCAACCAGAUGUUGCCUACAAUCCUAGGUCCUUGGCCGAAUACGUACACCUUCACAAAAGCGCUGGCCGAGAAAGAGUUACGGAAGAAUGCUGGAGAUCUCCCUCUGGGCAUCUUUAGACCUGCUAUAGUUACAUCGACAGCGAAGGAGCCUUUAGUCUGCUGGCUGGACAACAUGUACGGACCCACUGGAGUCGCCAUUGGUGCCGUAACCGGAAUCCUCCGAACCCUGCAAUGCGACGAGAAAGUGACAGCUGACAUCGUGCCAGUUGACAUGACUGUCAACUGUUUAAUGGUGGCCGCUGCCAACGUUCACAAAACAUACAAAAGGUCACCUCCUCCAGAGCCCCCGAUCUUCAACUACGUGAGCUCCGUGGAGAACAGGAUCACCUGGGGGGAGUUCAUGACACAUAACCUCAAACAUAUCGAUAAGAACCCCUUUUCUAAUGCUGUGUGGUACGUGUCAUUGACACUACACAGUUCAGCUUUAAUGAACCAGCUUUACAUCAUCUUCUUGCAUCUGCUACCAGGAGUGCUGGUUGAUGCGUUAGCUGUGUGUAUAGGGAGGAAACCAAAGAUGUUGAAGGUGUACCGCAAGAUCCAUAAGUUCUCUUCUGUUCUCUCCUACUUCUGCACGCGGGAGAUUCAGUUCUGCAACCGGAAUAUAAGGAAUAUGUGGGACAGCACGCCGGAUGACGAUAAACAGAUAUUCCCGUUCAGUAUGGGCGAAGUGAGCUGGGAGGAAUACUUCAAGCAGUACCUGAUCGGAAUCCGGCGAUACAUGUUUAAGGAGAGCGAUGACACAUUGCCACAAGCGAGGAUCAAGUGGAGAAGACUCUACUACCUGCACCUGUUAGUACGGCUGCUUUUCUCCGCUCUGGCCCUCUACGCUCUAUGGUCCAUAUUAUCUGCAUUAUUUUAGAACCAAAGUUAUUGUUUAUGGUAAAAGUGUAAAGUUUUAGAAAAAUCAUAAGUUUAAAUUGAAAAUCAAGUAUGUCAGGAAAAACAAAUUUUAAAUAAAUAUUACAGGACAUUCCUACACAGAUUGACCGAGUUCCACGGUAAGCUCAAGAAGGCUUGUGUUGCAGGUACUCAGACAACGAUAU
Leguminivora glycinivorella is the source of this 2409-nucleotide messenger RNA. RefSeq names its product fatty acyl-CoA reductase wat-like. Gene Ontology annotation, molecular function: alcohol-forming very long-chain fatty acyl-CoA reductase (NADP+) activity. The coding region runs from base 423 to 2225 and encodes 600 amino acids. NCBI's taxonomy places the organism in Eukaryota, Metazoa, Arthropoda, Insecta, Lepidoptera, Tortricidae. The transcript has 14 exons. Gene Ontology annotation, biological process: long-chain fatty-acyl-CoA metabolic process. Gene Ontology annotation, cellular component: peroxisome. The record is from RefSeq and is a predicted model, not a curated record.